CCCACGGGCGGCUCUCAGGAGUCUUAACGCGCUCGCGCUCAGAGCCCGGGCUCGGCCUCUGUCUGUAGCUGCAGGAAUCGCUUCCCUGCGCUGCGUCUCCGCAUCCGUGUCUUCGGCCUCCCCACCUGCCCGCUUGCCCGGCUGCGCCAUGGAGGCCUACCAUAAGCCUGACCAGCAGAAGCUGCAGGCCCUGAAGGACACGGCCAAUCGCCUGCGCAUCAGCUCCAUCCAGGCCACCACUGCGGCCGGCUCCGGCCACCCCACGUCAUGCUGCAGCGCUGCCGAGAUCAUGGCUGUCCUCUUUUUCCACACCAUGCGCUACAAGGCCCAGGAUCCCCGGAACCCUCACAAUGACCGCUUUGUGCUCUCCAAGGGCCACGCAGCACCUAUCCUGUAUUCCGUGUGGGCUGAAGCCGGCUUCCUGCCAGAGGCAGAGCUGCUGAACCUGAGGAAGAUCAGCUCUGACCUGGAUGGGCACCCUGUCCCGAAACAAGCUUUCACUGAUGUGGCCACUGGAUCCCUGGGCCAGGGCCUUGGGGCCGCUUGUGGGAUGGCCUACACAGGCAAAUACUUCGACAAAGCCAGCUACCGCGUCUAUUGCUUGCUGGGAGACGGGGAGCUGUCAGAGGGCGCCGUGUGGGAGGCCAUGGCCUUCGCGGGCAUCUACAAGCUGGACAACCUUGUCGCCAUUCUUGACAUCAACCGCCUGGGCCAGAGCGACCCCGCCCCACUGCAGCACCAGAUGGAUGUCUACCAGAAGCGCUGUGAGGCCUUUGGCUGGCACGCCAUCAUCGUGGACGGACACAGUGUGGAGGAGCUGUGCAAGGCCUUCGGGCAGGUCAAGAACCAGCCGACAGCCAUCAUCGCCAAGACCUUCAAGGGCCGAGGCAUCACAGGAGUAGAAGAUAAGGAGUCUUGGCAUGGGAAGCCCCUCCCCCAGAACAUGGCUGAUCAAGUCAUCCAGGAAAUCUACAGCCAGAUCCAGAACAAAAAGAAGAUCCUGGCCACUCCACCACAGGAAGACGCCCCCUCAGUGGACAUCACCAACAUCCGAAUGCCCACGCCACCCAGCUACAAAGUUGGGGACAAGAUAGCUACCCGCAAGGCCUACGGGCAGGCCCUGGCCAAGCUGGGCCACGCCAGUGACCGCAUCAUUGCCCUGGACGGGGACACCAAGAAUUCCACCUUCUCAGAGCUCUUCAAAAAGGAGCACCCAGACCGCUUCAUCGAGUGCUACAUUGCCGAGCAGAACAUGGUGAGCAUCGCCGUGGGCUGCGCCACACGCAACAGGACAGUGCCCUUCUGUAGCACAUUCGCAGCCUUCUUCACGCGGGCCUUCGACCAGAUCCGCAUGGCGGCCAUCUCCGAGAGCAACAUCAACCUCUGCGGCUCCCACUGUGGCGUGUCCAUCGGGGAAGAUGGACCCUCCCAGAUGGCCCUGGAAGACCUGGCCAUGUUUCGGUCUGUCCCCAUGUCAACUGUCUUUUACCCAAGCGAUGGUGUGGCUACAGAGAAGGCAGUGGAAUUAGCAGCCAAUACAAAGGGUAUCUGCUUUAUCCGGACCAGCCGCCCAGAAAACGCCAUCAUCUAUAACAACAACGAAGAUUUCCAAAUUGGACAAGCCAAGGUGGUCCUGAAGAGCAAAGAUGACCAGGUGACCGUGAUCGGGGCUGGGGUGACCCUGCAUGAGGCCUUGGCCGCUGCUGACCUGCUCAAGAAAGAGAAAAUCAACAUCCGUGUGUUGGACCCUUUCACCGUCAAGCCCCUGGACAGGAAGCUCAUUCUCGACAGUGCCCGUGCGACCAAGGGCAGGAUCCUCACCGUGGAGGACCACUACUACGAAGGUGGCCUAGGUGAGGCAGUGGCUGCUGCAGUGGUGGGUGAGCCUGACGUCACUGUCACCCGCCUGGCUGUCAGCCAGGUGCCAAGAAGCGGGAAGCCCGCGGAGCUGCUGAAGAUGUUCGGCAUUGACAAGGACGCCAUCGCACGAGCCGUGCGGGGCCUGGUCACCAAGGCCUAGGGAGGGCUCGGGGUGUAGCGUGGGAGUUCUCCACAUUCCUGGGUGUGUGCAGAGAUAUACUGAGGGGACUGCCAAAUAAAUGUUUUAAGAAAAAUAAAA
This is a messenger RNA of Phacochoerus africanus (Common warthog), 2119 nucleotides long. RefSeq names its product transketolase (gene TKT). Gene Ontology annotation, biological process: pentose-phosphate shunt, non-oxidative branch; ribose phosphate biosynthetic process. The coding region runs from base 149 to 2020 and encodes 623 amino acids. The record is from RefSeq and is a predicted model, not a curated record. The transcript is spliced from 14 exons. Gene Ontology annotation, molecular function: transketolase activity; thiamine pyrophosphate binding. Gene Ontology annotation, cellular component: endoplasmic reticulum membrane; extracellular exosome. NCBI's taxonomy places the organism in Eukaryota, Metazoa, Chordata, Mammalia, Artiodactyla, Suidae.